Molecule: messenger RNA, 761 nt
Organism: Mercenaria mercenaria
Lineage: Eukaryota; Metazoa; Mollusca; Bivalvia; Venerida; Veneridae
Product: pre-mRNA-splicing factor ATP-dependent RNA helicase DHX16-like
Exons: 5
Coding region: 60-761 (233 amino acids)
Source: RefSeq, a predicted model, not a curated record
AGGGAAGUCACUCUAUUUGAUUACAGUUGACGGUUGGCGGUUUUUUCGCAGCUGAAAUCAUGACCGGUGAGACACGGAAACGGGCUCAUGAAGAAGCACAGAAAAGACUGCAUUUGGAAACAGAGGACCGUAAGAAGAUUGUACCAGAGAUACGAAAGAAGUCACGUCGAGAUUAUUUAAAGAAACGUCAUGUUGUCAAAUUGGAAGAAUUGGAGGCUGAUGUUCAUGAUGAGGAAUAUUUAUUUGGAGAUCAAAAACUCACAGAGAAGGAGAAACAUGAGCUGGAGUACAAGAAGAAAGUGCUGAAGUUAGCGAAGGAACACAAGUCAGCUGGCGAUAAGGAGAAGGUCAACAGAUACUUUAUACCAAAGGAAGAUGAUAAACCCUCUGAUAAAUACUUCAAGGAAGAGGGACCCGAAGGCCCUAGUUCUGAACGGUUGAAAUGGGAGGAAGAGCAUGUUGGGGCAGCACUUGCAUCAUUUGGGGCCAAAGAUUCCAAACAGAAAGCCAAAGAGAAAAACAAAGUGAAAGAAUACGAUGUAAUCAUGGACAAGGAGAUUGAAUUUGUCCAAGCCUUACAGAUGCCUGAUACCAUCACUGAAAAAACAUUUUACAAAUCAAGGGCUUCUUCAUUGAUACUGAGCCAGGGAUGGCUCUGGAAAUUUUUUAGCUGUCGCCAACACUUUCGCCAUUUGGCAAAAGUUGGAGCCAAGGAGGAGCCACUGGAGCCAACAUUGGUGCCAGAGGAAGAUGGGAAAUGA